Molecule: messenger RNA, 2732 nt
Organism: Osmerus eperlanus (European smelt)
Lineage: Eukaryota; Metazoa; Chordata; Actinopteri; Osmeriformes; Osmeridae
Product: adaptin ear-binding coat-associated protein 1-like
Exons: 8
Coding region: 62-847 (261 amino acids)
Biological process (GO): endocytosis
Cellular component (GO): membrane; clathrin vesicle coat
Source: RefSeq, a predicted model, not a curated record
CCUACCCGUUAACGCUAACGGACACCACACACCGACUGAUACCGAUUGAAUUAAAGUCAAGAUGGCGACCGAGGGGGAAUACGAGUCGAUCCUCUGUGUGAAACCUGACGUCAACGUUUACCGAAUCCCACCGCGAGCAUCGAAUCGGGGUUUCAGGGCUGCAGACUGGAAGCUUGAUACGCCCGACUGGACGGGCCGCAUGCGAAUAACGGCUCGGGGCAAAGUGGCCUACGUGAAGCUGGAGGACAAGAUCUCAGGGGAACUAUUCGCCCAGGCACCCGUCGAGGAGUACCCUGGCAUCGCCGUGGAAACUGUUAGCGACUCCAGCCGUUACUUUGUGUUGCGUAUCCAGGAUGAGAGUGGUCGCAGUGCGUUCAUAGGCAUCGGCUUCGGGGACAGAGGAGACUCGUUCGACUUCAACGUAGCGCUGCAGGACCACUUCAAGUGGGUGAAACAGGAGAUUGAGAUCACUAAGCAGUCUCAAACACCCGAUACCACCCCUAAACUGGACCUGGGUUUCAAAGAGGGCCAAACCAUCACCCUCAAUAUAGGGCAAUCUAGAAAGAGGGAUAAGUCCCGCCCUCAAAGUGCAGGUGGCUUCGGGCUCCUUCCUCCUCCCCCCGGGGGGAAAUUAGCCCCUCCCCCGACAUACACCUCCUCCAAUGACAACGACGACGACGACGACGAUGAAGAUGAAGAGAGUGAUACAGGCUGUUUGCUGGACCUGGACAGCAGCAACUCCAACUCUGUAGUGCAGCCCCCCCCCCCCUCCCAACGCUUCAGCUGCUGCCGGCUCAGACAUGUGGGGAGACUUCUCCACUUCCCAAAAUGCUGUUUCUAUGCCUGACCCUGCCAAAGACGAUGCCAGCUGGGAGCAGUUCUGAAUCUGUCCCACAAUCCCUUUCACUUCACAUUUCCCUAAAACUCACCUACAUCCAGACCUAACCGGCCAACACUAAUCCCGACGCCAUCGCUCUCUUUUUCUACCUCUCUCUCUCCUUUUCGCUCCACCCCGCUAUACACUUAUCUUGCUCGAAACCGUCACUGUCCUGUCACUGUUCUGCUCUAGUCUCUCUUUAGCUCUCUGUCUAUAUCUUCUCUCUCUCUUUCUCUUCAGAGUAUUUAUGUAUCCCUGGUGACACGAGCACGACAGGAAUGACAGAACAACAAAGGGAGGAUGGCGAAUCUUAAACAUAGUCUUAUAAAAACAAAUUAAUUUAUGUACAUAAGAUGAUAUAUGUAAAUGUAUAUAUUGUCAUUAGUUUGUAAUGACUGUAAUUCUCGUGUUGUUUGUGUAGUAGUUGCUUGUGUUUCUCCUGCUAGGGGUACUCUGGCUGUAUGCAUCGAUCGACAUAGUCAUUUGCAUAUGCAUCUGGAUUUGGUUACGAAAUAUGCUCAGACUUGUUUCUUUCAGCCAACGACCAGGGUUACGAUCGACACGGAGCAGAACAGGACAAAGGCCAUGUCAGUACAGAGACUCGGUCCGCCUCUUCAAUUAGUGGAUGUGCUAGGAUCCGACACUGUUGAUUCUGUGGUCCCUCUAGUGGCCCCUUGUGGUAGUGCAGCACAGUGACAGGGGAGAGAUUUGCAUCAACAACAGCUGGCGUUUCUCUCUCCAGGUGGACGCAGGCUCUCUGCAGGGUUCUAACAGCACGCCGUUGCUAGAUGGUGAAUCAACACUCGGAGACAGAGAGAGGGAAACAGAGGGAGGCAGAGAGAGGGAGGCAGAGAAAGGGAGGCAGAGAGAGGGAGGCAGAGAGAGGGAGGCAGAGAGAGGGAGGCAGAGAAAGGGAGGCAGAGAGAGGGAGGCAGAGAGAGGGAGGCAGAGAGAGGGAGGCAGAGAAAGGGAGGCAGAGAAAGGGAGGCAGAGAGAGGGAGACAGAGAGAGGGAGGCAGAGAGCGGGAGGCAGGGGUCGAUAGGGACGGUAGGAGGGAGAGUUUGACCCUUGCUGUUGUGUGGCCGCCAGUCAAGACGUUGCCAUGGCGAAGGGUGACUCAUCCAGGUCAUGACCUUAGCCUUUUGGAUGAAUAGGCCUGUGUUCUACUGAGGAAGAUGAGGAUGGCCCCUCCCUCUCCCCCCCCCAACCUUGACCCUAACCUCCUCCUCCCCAAACCUUAACCCCAUCCUCCUCCUCCCCCCGCCUCCCCUGUUCUUGAUGAGUGGCUAGGAUGGCUUCCACCCAGACUGUGUCGUGUUGUGCUUCUGUUAUGUUUGUCUGUGAAUGUUUAUGUUGAACCUUUACGUUCUAGAGCCCCUAUGUUCAUCAAACACGAUGCUCAGACACCAGUGAAACUGCUGGACCACACCAGUGCAUUGUGGGAUACAGUGUUUUAUCUCUGCUAUUGUGUUAUUAUCAUUGGAGGGCCGGGUUGUUGGGGAGAUGUGGGGGGGGGGGGGGGCAUCAAUCAGUAAUAUCACUCUGUAUGUGUGUGUAUGUGCGUGUGUGUGUGUCGCUGUCAAUGACACAACACAUGCUUUUAGAAAUGUGUGCUGAUCAAUGCCAUGAUGAUGGAUGUUCUAUCUGAGCUCACAGCUGGUGGGAGAACUGGUUUGAGCUGGCUGAGUGUGUGUGGGUACCCUGACGGUGUCAGGUCAUGUCUGUUUACCACACAACUAAUAGACUAAUGUCGCCCCCGAAGUUUCCUGUCAAUGCAGAUUCAAUGUAUAUGUGUAUGUAAAUGUACAUGUUUGGAAAAAAAAGUAAACGCUAAGAAUAAAUGACAAACUAUGA